UUUUCCUCUGCCUCAGAUUAUUUUAAGAGCCUUGUGGAGACUCAAUAUACCCAUUUAUCAACCUAGCAUAACGAUGCCACCUGGUUAGAGGAGGACUAUCGCCGUAAAUACUUGGCUAGAAAGAUACUGCUCGACCUCGCCGGAAUGAACAGGGCGGCCGCAGUGAAUUCAAUCUGCGAUGAUCUUCGGCCAAGUAAUGUCCUUGUCGAUGAGCAAUGUAAGAUUGUCGCCAUCAUAGAUUGGGUGUUUACCUUUGCUGCACCCCCUGAGUUCACGAAUAGUCCUCUAUGGUAGCUCCUUUUGGAUACACCCAAAUACUAGCCUUCGGGUGUAUCUUACUGGGUCAGAGUAUAUGAUUCACGACCCCAGUCUUUUCUUCGAGCGAUGAGGACUCAGGAGAAUAUUGUUAUCCGCGAUGGACACUUAUCAGAGGUAGAAAGACUCUCCGAGGAAAUGGAAAAUAGCUGGAAAUGUGGCACUUUUUGGGUUGUCUACGGGCUAUGCAACAGCUGGACUCUGGAUAAGGCCUGGCCAUUCAUUGAUCAGGCUCUCUUUGGCGGGAAAGAGACGCCCGAGCAGAGACUAGACUUGUUCGACCAGAGGCUCCAGCCCGCUGGACAUGAGCGCGAGGAGACGGGCAGAUUCGUUCAGCGAAAGCCAAGUGAUAGGAAGCAGAGGGCUAGAUCACACGGUAUUUGGGGGUGA
Nannizzia gypsea CBS 118893 is the source of this 705-nucleotide messenger RNA. RefSeq lists its product as hypothetical. NCBI's taxonomy places the organism in Eukaryota, Fungi, Ascomycota, Eurotiomycetes, Onygenales, Arthrodermataceae. The record is from RefSeq and is a predicted model, not a curated record. The transcript is spliced from 2 exons. The coding region runs from base 385 to 705 and encodes 106 amino acids.